CACAGCCACUACUGUCGAUCGAUUGAAUUUGAACCCACCAGGAUCAGGAUUAGGAUUACAGCAUGUCGGCGUCCCCGGAGUUGUACAGGCCCGCGGAAGCGCCGGCCUUCUCGCCGUCCUGCGCCACGCAGCCGCUCGUGUUCGCCGGCGACGACUACUGCUGCAGGACGCCGACGGGCAGCGGGAUCUGCUACCUGAGGGAGCCCACCACGUGCCCGCCCGCGCCCCGGAAGCCGCCGCCGCCGCCGCCCAUGUGCAGGAAGCGCCUCUUCCAAGCGGCGGAUCAGCAGCUUGCUGAGGCGGGCCCCGUCCCUGUUAUCAGCAUCCGCCUCGACGAGCUGGAGCGCCUCUUCCGCCCCUGUCCGCCGCCGACCACCACCACCACCGACAAGCGGCGCCGCUCCGGCUCCGGCCCCAGCCCCAGAUCCGCCACGAAACAUGGUGCUCAGCUGCAGCUGCGCAGCAUGAAUUGAAUUGGGUUAGCGUAACGUAGCUUGCACGCACCAACCAACCACUCCCUUUUUAGUUUUUGCUGCUGCAUCUGUCUGCUUCUUGUUGCUGCAACAAGCAAAGCGCAAGCGGUGGCGCUUCUUUUUAUUUAUUUAUUUAUUUAUUACGGAGUACUUGCUUCCGUUCUCAAAUAUUUGUCAUUUGAUAGUUCAUUUCAAAAAUUUGACAAAUAAAAAAGAACGACGAAGCAAGCAGUACCCACCUGUGUAAAUCAAAUCAAAUAUGCAAAGUUACCGCCAUAGCAAUAAAAUCACCCGUGUAAAUCAGAUC
Molecule: messenger RNA, 780 nt
Organism: Zea mays
Lineage: Eukaryota; Viridiplantae; Streptophyta; Magnoliopsida; Poales; Poaceae
Exons: 1
Coding region: 63-473 (136 amino acids)
Source: RefSeq, marked validated